AUGAGACUCAGUGUGAUGCUAAUGGCCGGACUGGCCGCCGCUGAAGUGGCAAACAUAUACGACAGGUGGACGACGUCAGACCUGGAACAGUUUUUGAAGGACGAGAAACAUGGGGUGCAAAAAUCGGGGCGAGAGACGCUGGAAUCGCUCCGGAAGAGCGCUGCAGAGGUGUGGGACAAGAGCGCCAAACCAGUGCCUUGGUGGAAGUUUUGGGACCAGGGCAACGCUGCGCAGCGCGCGUGGGCGCGCUACUACGCGGCGAAAGAGCCUGUCGCGGAUUGGCUCUUUUCGACGUGGUCUGACAGCCAGCUACGCCAGCUGUUGAAGCGCAGCAAGGUCAAGGUGCAGUCGGACAUGUCGCGCGACCGCCUGGCGGCUCUCGCGCGCGAGAACUUUGACAAGAUCUCGCACAGUGUGGACAGCUCCGGGCUGUAUCCGUCGGAAGGUUACUUCAAGGACUGGAGCGACGCGGAUCUGAAGAAUUGGCUGCGCGAGUACCACGUGUCGUUCGACGACGCGCGCGAGAAGCGCGACGCGCUUCUCGCGUCCGUGCGGGAGCACAUGUACAAGGCGUCGGAGUACGCAGAUGACGAGCGCAAGAACUUGCUGGAGACUCUUGACGUGGCCAACCAGCAACUGCUCGACAAGGCCGGCAACGUCAAGGACGCUGCGUUCGACAAGUGGUCAACGCGUGAGCUCGAGGAGUGGCUCCAGAGCCACAAGGUGGCCAUACGUGACAAGGCCGCGGCAGAGUACGUGCACGACCGCGACUACCUGCUGAAGCAGGCCGAGAAGCACAAGAAUUACUUGAAGGACGACUUGGAGUGGUAUGCGAGUGCGCUGCAGAAGCAGGCCAGCCCGAUCCUGUCCAAAUCCGAAGACGCGGUCAUGUCCGUGUGGGAGAGCACCAAGGGCCGUGUCAGCGACUGGAAGAACUGGUUUGUGCACGACGACAACAUUGUCAAUCACACUUUUUUGAUCGGCGUUGAAACGUGGCCCAAGAAGAAGCUGCGCGCGUUUUUGGACGCGCGCAACGUGCCGUACUCGAUGUUGAGCACCCGCGCGACGCUUUUGGAUCUUGUCAAGCAGUAUCGCAAUCGGCCCUUGACCAACGUGGCGAAGUCACCACAGGUGGCCGAGUUUUUCGACGGCUGGAGCUACGAAAACGUGCGCAACUGGGUACAGGCCAAGAACGAGGACUCCAUGGAAGUUUACCAGAAGGCGAGCGACAAAGUCUCCGAACUUGUUUCGCAAGCGCAGCAAAAGGGUGCCGACGCAGUCGACUAUACGCAACAAAAGGGCAAAGACGCUGCCGACUACGCGCAGCAGCUGGGUAAAGACGCCGCUGACUAUGCUCAGAAAAAGGGGAAAGACGCAGCUGAAUACACGCAACAGCUGGGCAAAGAAGCAGCCGAUUACACACACAAAAAGGGCAAGGACGCCUUGGAUUACACGCAACAAAAGGGUGCCGACGCGGUCGAUUACGCGCAACAAAAGGGCGCCGAUGCGGCCGACGAAUGGACCCAUGUUUUCAAGACUUGGACCGUAGAGGAUUUGACCGACUACGUCAAGAGUUUCGGCAUCAAGCCGCAGCCAACUUCUACGAAGGACAAGUUAGUGGAGCAAGCCAAAGAGAACGCUCAAUGGUUCUUUGGAUACAAACCAGAACCUUUCUACAAAAGGGUUCCCAAGAAACUGAAGAACGCCUUAACGAACAAUGUCGUUUUGGGUUAA
This is a messenger RNA of Lachancea mirantina, 1734 nucleotides long. The record is from the annotation of a GenBank genome assembly. NCBI's taxonomy places the organism in Eukaryota, Fungi, Ascomycota, Saccharomycetes, Saccharomycetales, Saccharomycetaceae.